AUGGCUGAAAGUGAAAAAGAUGCUACGAAGACAAACCCUCCGACAAGAUUUGAGGUGUAUUGUAAGAAACUUGGUAUUAAUCCAAAUCUUGUAAUGUUAAAAGUAACGCUGUUCAUAAUGUAUGGAGCCAAUGCAUCAUUAAUUCCAUUCUUGACAAUCCAUAUGCAAAGCAUCGGUUUAACAGUAGAAGAAAUUGCAAUAAUCUACCUAGCGUUGCCCUUAACAACAUUUUUAAGUCCUCCUAUUACAGGUUUCCUUGUUGACAAGUUAGGACACUACAAGUCGGUUGUAGUAAUUUCACUUGUUCUCAAUGGUUUAUUUCAUCAUGCUUUGGUAUUAAUUCCACAAAUGGAAAUUCCAGGUGAAGUUCCAAUUGCUUAUGUACUAAGGCAUCCUGAGACUGGAAAAGUUGAAGUCUGGUGGAGCCCAUGUCCAAGUAGAGAAUGUCCCGAAGAAGAAGAGUUAAAUCUAGUGUUGGAUGAUUGUUUGGAUCAUUGUCCUUUGAAGAAUGUAACUUUAAAUAGACCAAAUUUGCUAACUGGUGUCCAUCAGAGUAUAGCAGUCAGGCCUCCGACAUUUUUAAACAGUGGAAAUGGGCCUGGCUGUGCUAUAAAUCCUGGAAAGGAUGGAAACACCAAAAACCAAGUACCCACAUGGGGUAUACUGCCUGAAGAUCUCAGAUUUCACUUGGAAAAACAGAAACACAAUCAUACUUUAUUUGUUAAAAAAAAAGGAUCCAAGAAUAAGAAUAAAAUAAAUGGCACUUUGGUUACUAAAAGCACUGAGGGUCCACGCCGCACUCCAGUUGUCCUCAAUAAUACUACACCAUCCCCUGAAGAAAAAGCUGCUUUAUUUGUUAUUGAUAUGCAUGCGGAUUUAGGAGAUCCGAAGGAACAUUUAGGAAUGGAAAUAGAAGAAGACGAAAAUGAAAUAGUCACUGACUUCCACCAACAUUUUGAUCGGGAAUUGCUAUUAGCUGCAGGAAUAAAUUAUACAGAACUUAUGGAGUCAGAUCUUCGUUGUGGCGGAUUUGUAAUGGCCACUAAUCUUACUUAUAAUACCUUGAAGGAAUUAGCAGCUGAUUGUAUGCUACAAAUCUGUUCUUUCAGGGAAGGAGGACCUGAGGUAUGUCCACCAGACUAUAAAGCAUCUGAGGAACAUGUUUUUUGGACUUAUUUUGUUCUUCGAUUUCUUGGUACAACUAUGAACUCGGCAUUAGUAACUGUUAUGGAUCCUGUUGCAUUGACCAUGGUUCAACACUAUGGAGGAGAGUUUGGUAGAGAAAGAUUAUUCUCUAUUAUCGGCAUGGCAAUUUUUUCACCAAUUACUGGAUUUUUAAUUGACUACUCAAGUAGAAAACUUGGUUAUACCGACUAUUCAUAUGCGUUCUAUAGUUAUUCCUUCCUUUUGGGUUUAUCAGCAAUUUCAGUAAUGUUGAUGCCUAUUUAUGUAAAAGUACCUGCUGAUAACAUUCUGAAAGAUAUGUUCAAACUUCUAAAAAUGCCUCAUGUCAUCAUGUUCAUAUUGUUUUUAUACGUUCUUGGAAAUUUUUGGGGAUUUUUAGAAUCCUACUUAUUUCUCUAUUUGAAAGAGCUAGGAGCUCACAACUAUCUAUUAGGUGUCACUGUUACAAUUGGUACGCUAAGCAGCAUUCCUUUCUUAUAUGGAGCAGAAAAGAUCACUAAAAAAAUUGGCCAUGUUAAUGUGAUUGUCAUCGCUUUCUUUUCACAUGCUCUUCGUCUCAUGGGAUAUUCAUUUAUUGAUAAUGCCUGGUGGUGUUUCCCAUUUGAAGCUAUGGAAUCCCUGUCUGUACACUUAAUGUGGGUCGCUGCGGCUACUUACUGUGCUGUACUUGCUCCUAAAGCUCUUCUAGCCACGCUUAUUGGAAUCUUAGGAAUGGCUCACUUCAGUCUUGGGCGUGGAAGUGGAAGUUUCUUUGGUGGUUUUCUUAUUGGUACUAUUGGAGCACGUCGGGCUUUUAAAACCAUGGGAUUAGUUGCUGUAAUUGGAGGAAUCAUCUAUGGUCUAUUGCAUUUCUUUUGGCUUCAUAAAUACACUGAAACUGUUGAAAAACAAGUUACAGAACCAGAAGCAGAGAAGUUGAACUCAGAAGAUCCAGAGAAAAAUGAAAGGGAUGUACUAUCAGAGAGUACUGAAAGAUUAUCACUUUUGAUAAGAUUUAAUCAUCGUGGAUCAUUGACUUCUCUCAGUGAUCGAGGAGCCGGUAGUAGAAGAAGCAGUUCUAAUGAAAUAGGCAAAAGUUUGCUAAAAUCGGCACUUGAGAGCAACUACAAGAAUUCUAAUUCCCAGUUGAAUUUCAGAACUUCAUCUCCCCAGCUUUCGAAACCUACCAAGCAGGGAACAGAACCGCAGACUCCGCAGCAGACGAGGAGGAUUCCUUCACAACUGGCAGCGGUGCAGACGGACGAUAACAUUGUGCGCAGGAGCUCAAUAAAAGAAGAAGACGAAACAUUGGGUUCGGAAAACGACAUUUCUCCGAAAAUCACCAAGAUUAAAAUAUCGCCACCUACAAAAAACGCUAGCUGA
Molecule: messenger RNA, 2547 nt
Organism: Nezara viridula (southern green stink bug)
Lineage: Eukaryota; Metazoa; Arthropoda; Insecta; Hemiptera; Pentatomidae
Source: the annotation of a GenBank genome assembly